Messenger RNA from Serpula lacrymans var. lacrymans S7.9, 2019 nucleotides. RefSeq lists its product as uncharacterized. The record is from RefSeq and is a predicted model, not a curated record. Bases 1 to 2019 code for a protein of 672 amino acids. Gene Ontology annotation, cellular component: membrane. NCBI's taxonomy places the organism in Eukaryota, Fungi, Basidiomycota, Agaricomycetes, Boletales, Serpulaceae. Gene Ontology annotation, molecular function: xenobiotic transmembrane transporter activity; antiporter activity. Gene Ontology annotation, biological process: xenobiotic detoxification by transmembrane export across the plasma membrane. The transcript is spliced from 16 exons.
AUGGAGAUCGAACAGCAAAUUAGUGUCACUCAGCUGCACGCUUCCGUGUCCCCUGCAAAUAUAUCAAACGACAUACAGUCCAUCACCGAUCCCUCGACCGCCCUACAAGCAUUUCUAUCUGAUGAACAUGAAACUAUCAAACCUUCUGGUGAUGCGAACAAUGUCCCAGAGUCCUUGGAUGUCCACCAACUCCAAGCACAAGUGACAGGCAUAGUAGAGACGGAAGGACGCGCCCUCGUCGUCGCCGCUCUCACAGAUCCCGAAUAUAUCGACGUCCAUCAACUUGAAAGUCAAGCCAUACACAUGAUUGAAACCGAAGGACGCACCCUACUCGUCUCCUAUGCCUCCAGGAUCCCCAUCGUUGGGCGAUUUAUUAGCACUCGCAUCAGCGGGACAGCCGUCGCUACCACCGCGGACGGUAAGCAGACCGAGGUCAAUGUCGAUAUUGCAGAUGUAGAGGGACUGGUGUCCGAAACGUCUCCUCUGCUGGGCGAGGCUCUGCGCGCGGGCAAGGAUCCAAAAGGCUAUGCCGAGAAGCGCAUCAAGGCGCUUGUGGUCACAUUGACCGGCCCUAUUAUGAGUCGUGUUCCCGAUAUCGAGGCUUAUGGAGAUAAUAAUAGUGAUAAUCAAAGUCUCCUGCUUCAAUUGUUUAUCGAGGUGUUUGUCUUAUCGAAAUAUGCUGGGCCCCUCUUCUUUUCGCAUAUCCAGGAGCAUUCGCUAGCGGUAGCCCCUACGGUGUCCCUUGGACACCUAUCAACCACGACCCUUGCUGCUUCGACGAUAGGUACCAUGGCCGCGAGUAUUACAGGUCACAGUAUCAUUCAAGGCUUCAUCAGUGCGCUUGAUGGCCUCCUUGCAUCAGCUGGUUCAGAUCAUCACCUCGCUACUGUCUGGUGUCUUCGCACAGCCCUUAUCACAGCGAUCGUUUUAAUGCCGAUCGUCCAACUCUGGUUCCAAGCUGAAUCAUUACUACUCCAAAUCGGCCAAGAUCCAGAGGUCGCAAGCUUAGCUUCUCAAUUUCUGAGAUUUACUGCCAUUGGUCUACCAUCCUACGCUUUCAACGAGAUAGCAAAACGAUACUUGAUUUCACAAGAUCUUUCCUCCGUUCAUACUCGUAUUCUUACAAUGACAGCACCCCUGAACAUGCUCCUUAAUUAUCUACUUGUCGACGGGCCAGAAUCGUUCCGCCUGGGCUUUGUAGGAGCCCCAGUGUCUACCGCAAUCAGUCACAAUCUCAUCUCUAUACUCCUAUUUUUUUAUAUUCUCAAAAGAGUCGUCACCAAACGAGAAGAACUAUUCGCGCGAUCGUCACCUCCUCCCCCUUUUUUCCAUGGCAUGUAUGACCUCUUGGUUGCAGGUAUCUCUGGCGUUGCUCGGAGUGCUUCGCAGUUGUGGUCUAAAGAUCUUGGUGGUCUUGCGGCCAGCAUGCUGGGCCCUAUUGCUUUAGCUACUCAGGCUAUCUUGCUUACUACUGCUACAACACUUCAUCAAGCACCUCGCGCUCUGUCAUCAUCGUCUUCUAAUCGUGUCAAGAAGCUCUUGGGGAGAGGAGAUGUGGUCAGGGCCAGAAUCGCAACAUUGGUGUCCUUUGUAGCUACAGUAUUCGGGGUGUUAACGCUUAGUAACGUCCUGUUGGCUUCUGCGGAUUCUUGGGGUGAACUGUUCAAUAAUGAUCCCGCUGUGCUGCAAAACGUCGCCUCUGUCUUGCCCUUUAUUGCCCUUUUCCAAGCUGUUCAUGGGCUUGGUGCCUGGGUUGAUGGUAUGCUAGGUGCUCUGGGGAAAACGGCCAUCUAUCCAGCUUUAAAUGCCAGCUCUGAUUACUUCGUAGGGAUUCCUUUGGGACUUUACUUGGCUUUUGGCCGCCAUUGGGGGCUCUCUGGGUUAUGGGCCGGUUUGAUUGCCAGUUUGACUUACUCUUUGGUGGUUGCUGCGAUCGUGCUCCUCACUUCGAGCUGGUCUUCACGCGACAAAAACACUCGAGAGGCGGAAGAAGACGAACCGGAUUGUGCGGAAGUCUAG